Molecule: messenger RNA, 1534 nt
Organism: Megalobrama amblycephala (Wuchang bream)
Lineage: Eukaryota; Metazoa; Chordata; Actinopteri; Cypriniformes; Xenocyprididae
Gene: selenos
Product: selenoprotein S
Exons: 6
Coding region: 139-702 (187 amino acids)
Biological process (GO): retrograde protein transport, ER to cytosol; endoplasmic reticulum unfolded protein response
Cellular component (GO): endoplasmic reticulum membrane; Derlin-1 retrotranslocation complex; Derlin-1-VIMP complex
Source: RefSeq, a predicted model, not a curated record
GAUUGGCUGUCUUGUGGCUGCGGAAGUGAGUCAGUGUGUAGCAGGGAAGCUUGAGUGGAACUGAACGGAGCAAACAUGCGCUAAUUAUUAUAAUUAUUUACAUAACAACAUUAUAAAUCACCUUAAAAGCGUUUUAAUAUGGAGGCAGAAGGUGGUGCGCGUGUCCGAAAUGAAGAUGUUCCUCCCCAGAACCAGGAUCUGAGUUUUCUGCUGCCAUCUGUUGCUACGCUCCUGUCAGACUAUGGCUGGUAUCUGGUGUUCCUGUGUGUGGGAGGAUUUCUGCUCAUCCAGCAUCUCCGCAAGAACAGAUCCACAAACAAUCAGAGCUCUUCUGUGACAGCGGAGAGCCAAGACCCCGUAUCUGUGGUGCGGCGUCAGGAGGCUUUGGAGGCGUCGCGCCGCAGAAUGCAAGAGGAGCAGGACGCCAGAGCUGCAGAAUUCAGAGAGAAGCAGCAGAGGCUGGAGGAGGAAAAGAGAAGACAGAAAAUCGAGAUGUGGGAAAGUAUGAAGGAAGGAAAGAGUUACAAAGGAAAUGCAAAAGUUGCACAACAGAACACUGAAGAAGCUGCUUCCACCAGCUCACUGAGACCAAAGACAGACAAAAAGCCCCUUCGUAACAGUGGAUACAAUCCUCUGACUGGAGAUGGAGGAGGAACGUGCUCCUUUAGACCCGGCAGAAGAGGACCGUCCGCUGGUGGAUGAGGUUAAAGGUCGUCAGAGUAACCUCUGACCCUUUGACACUCCCCCAUAGGAACACAUGAAUAUUAACUGAAUAAGGCUGUCAGCACUCAUCAUAGGACAAUAGCAAAUAUGGUUAUUAAGGAUCUUCAUGAACACUUUCAUUUUUGGCUUAUACAUUACCUAAAUUUUCACUCACCCUCAUGUCGUUCCAGUCCUGUAUGCUGUUACAUUUUUAAUCAGUCAGUUCUAUCUUAUGAACUCCGAUGAUUUUGAAUCUAGUGCACUGGUUGAAUGGGCUUUUGUAGUUCUUCUAAGGCUUAUUUGUUCCCUUUCGAGCUGCAUGAUGAGUGUCCUUUUGUGUUUCACAGUAACAUCAUUUGCAGUCAGAAUGACAUCAGAGUGAGUCGAUAAAGACAGGCUCUUCUUUUUAACGUUUUUUUAAAGCAAAUACUUUUUCUUUAAUUGCACAUUAUGAUUAAGAAACUAUUGCCUAUUUGUAUGAUUGACAGCUUCUAAUGACGCCUCCUCGUCAAAGGUAUUAAUACUCCUGGGGCAGGCUGAUGAUGUUCAGUAAUGAAACGUGUUCCUGUUUUUAGCUUUUGCACUUAUAAAGGCUGUGCUAAAUGAACACCUAGAGAGACUAAAUAAAAAUGCAAAGUGCUACAUUUAUAUCAUUUGAACUGUUUGUAUUCUGUUGUAAAAGUAGUGCUGUUUCAUGACGGAUCCAUCAAUGCAGUCGCUAGUGAUGUAAAAUAGCAGCCUACGUGGUGUGAGGUCUUUGGUGUUUUCAAAAGCAUUUGUUUAGAAAUGUAGUUAUUUUGAGUUUUUCAGAAUUAAAAUGCAUACUUACUCA